GAAAGAUAGAGGUAGAUGGCAGUUUGGUAAUUUCGUCUCCGUUUCUCUGCAAAGUAUAAAAGCAACGGCUUCCCUAAAACCUAAGUCCUCUCGGCCAAAAACCAUCCUUCGCUUUCUUGUUGCUUUUCUUCUCAGAGGCGGCCGCAGAUCUUCUUCAAGUUUUAGCAAGGAUGGUGAGAGUCAGUGUCUUGAACGAUGCACUCAAGAGCAUGUACAAUGCCGAGAAGAGGGGCAAACGACAAGUCAUGAUCAGGCCAUCCUCAAAAGUUAUAAUUAAGUUCCUUCUGGUGAUGCAGAAGCAUGGUUAUAUUGGAGAAUUUGAGUACGUCGAUGACCACAGGUCUGGUAAGAUAGUCGUGGAAUUGAAUGGAAGAUUGAACAAAUGUGGGGUCAUCAGUCCUCGUUUCGAUGUCGGUGUCAAAGAAAUUGAGCCUUGGACUGCAAGGCUCCUCCCCUCCAGACAGUUUGGCUACAUUGUGUUGACAACGUCUGCGGGCAUCAUGGAUCAUGAAGAGGCUAGAAGGAAGAACGUGGGUGGUAAAGUUCUAGGCUUCUUUUACUAGGUGGAGGCAUUGGAAUUGGAAUUUUCUUUUCCUUUUCUUUUUUUUCCCCCAAGGAUGGAUUCGAAUAUUUCUGGCUUGCCUGUUGAGUAAUUUUUUACUUGUUUCAAACAUCAUGGAUUUGUUUCCUCUGUCGAACCUAAAACAAUUGAGAUUGUCUGCCAUUUUUGGAGUAAUUUUAAGAGUUCUUGCUAAGUUUAAGCUA
This is a messenger RNA of Magnolia sinica, 765 nucleotides long. RefSeq names its product small ribosomal subunit protein uS8. Gene Ontology annotation, cellular component: ribosome; cytosolic small ribosomal subunit. Gene Ontology annotation, biological process: translation. The record is from RefSeq and is a predicted model, not a curated record. Lineage: Eukaryota; Viridiplantae; Streptophyta; Magnoliopsida; Magnoliales; Magnoliaceae. The transcript is spliced from 4 exons. Gene Ontology annotation, molecular function: structural constituent of ribosome. The coding region runs from base 171 to 563 and encodes 130 amino acids.